UCUCCACCAAAGAGACACGAGGAAUGGUCCUUGACAUGUCUUUUUUCAGUAAAUUUGUUAUUAUUUUUAUCCAUGGAAUGGUCUCUUCUUCUUAACCCAAAUAUCACCAUCUUCUUCAUUUCUUGAACCAAUGUAUCUGAACUCAUGAGUUCAGGGACAGUAACCUCACCCUUUUUGUGGCUCACUGCUGUUAGCAUGAGUGGACCCUCUGUAAGGGUAGCCAUUAAUCUGCCUUGCAUAGAAAUCCUUGUCUGGGUCUUACCUGAGCCAGCAAGUGAGCUUCCCACCCUUUUUAGUCCAACUUGCUUUUAUGCAGGUGAAUCCUGCCCUAUUUUAGGAACACUAUAGGGGAAGAUCACAAGUGUGUUCUCCUGUGUCUGGCUCAGGAUUCUUGCACUUGCUGUUUCCUCUGCUUAGAUUUGUUCAUCUCGGGCUCAGUCCACACAUCAGCAUCUUAAAAGAAUUUUUCAAGAUGAACCGCUCCAUUCUUUCAUAGUCUAUUUUUUACUCCAUUAUGUCUUUAUUUUACCCUAUUAUCUUUAUGGUAAGUUAUCACUAUAAAAAUUCUUAGAUCCUUUUUUACUUUUAACUCACAGAGGUUAUAUUCUAGUAGAGUGAGAGAUAAGCAGGAAAACAAAGCAGGCCAAGAGAGAGAUGUAAGUAAGGGGAGGCUCAAGCAGAGACCUGAAGGAAAUGAAGGAAUGAUCUGUAUGGAUAUGGGGAGCGGAGACAGCAAAUGCCAAGGCUCUAGUGCAGAAACAUGCUUACCCUGUUUAGGGAAUAAUGAAGAGAUUAUUAUAUCUGGAGGAGUGAGAGGGAAGCCGUUAGAAGUAAGACUAAGUUGGUAUGAGGAGGUUGGCUAGAUUGCUCAGGACUUUGGAAGCCUUAGUUAAGGACUGCGAUUUCUGAUCUGUGUGAGAUUAGAAAUCACUGUAGGUCUUGAGCAGGAGAGUAAGAUGUUCUACCUUUAAAAGGAUCAUCCUUUCUGCUGGUGGAAUUUAAGGUAUGUAGAGCAAGGAUGGAGACUCUCCCAAGGUAUGUAAUUUGUAAAGACAAAUUGUUUAUCUAGGACCUUUUCUUUUCUUGCCUUAAAAACUAUUUUUUUCUUCUAAAAUUUGAAAGGACAAAUAUAUUUAGCAGUGUAACAGAAUCUAUAUUAUCAAUAACUAUUUUAGCCUCUUAUCACUACCUAAAUUUACAUACUUUACAUAAGCACUUUCAAUGUCGAAACCAAUAAAGUCCUCUGGGUUUUAAAAAUUAAGUGUAUUGGUACAAUUUAGAUAAUGAUCACACUGAUUAUAAGGAAUUUUUACCUGUACACAAUGUAUCUUGGUUUUUCUUUUUUCUUUGGUUCCUUCCUAUUGAACAGGACUUUUUUGGUUUUAGCAUUGAAGACUCCAUGUCCUGAAAGCACUCUCAAAUCCUGGCCAAACAAGAUGAUUGAUUAUUUGUACUGGGAGGUCACUGAUCCAAGAGACUAAAGUUAUAAGGAUGGACAAGUGGUCAGAUUUUGGGCAUAUUUUAGUGCUUUUGUUUUGUUUUGUUUCUGAUACCAGGAAUCAAACUCAGGAGCUUGCGCUUAACAGGCAGGUGCUAUGCCACUAAGCUAUAUCCCUGGCCUCUAAUAUUAAAGUUUCAAAAUUUUGCUGAAGUCUGAAUAUGAUAGAAUGAAAGGAGUCAAGGAUGACUAGCAGAAUUUUGGCCUGAGCACCUGGAAGGACAGUCACUAUUCAGAGAGCAGCAACAGUGCAGGUAGACUAGAUUUUGAGGAAGGAUGAUAGAAGUUUGGUUUUGGACAUGUUUGUGAAAAUAGACUGGCAAGGAAGGAUGUCAGCCAGGAUGUUGGGUAAAUCAGACUGUGAAAUGUAUUCCAGUUGGAGAUACAGCAUGAUUCUUAAGCUCAUAAGAUCACUGAGGAGUCAAUGUAGAUAGAAUGAUAAGGACUGAGCCUUGGGACUUACCAAUAUUUAGAUAUCAGGGAAAAGCAGAGGAACCAGUAAAGAAGACUGAAAAGCAGGGGUCAGUGAUGUAGGAGAACAGAGGGAAGUGGACCCCAGGAAAAAACUCUGCUAAAUAGUGUUUCAAGUUACCCACUAGGGAACUAUAAAGACCAGAGUAGUUAAAUGGUGCCAAGAAGCUGAACUAAACGUGUGGGGAGACAAUUCUGUGGUGGACCAGUUUCUGACAGAAGGAAUGGACACACACCAUGCCCACAAAAUGCCACUGGAUGGAGGAACUUCCAUUAACUCAGGACCCCUUCACAAACACCACCCCUGGAAUGCUUAGUGCUCAGAACCUGGUUACUUCUUUAGAGAACAAUGGGUCCUGAGCCUUCUGAAAACUCCCAUUGGUGGAGAGAUGAGUGAGUUCCCAAUUCCAACAGCCAUAGACCAGGAACCAAGGAUAAACAUACAUGGAUUCCCAGCAGGACCUGAGCAUCUUUGGCAUGUGGGUGUCACUGUACUUUGGAUUCCUGGGGCUGUGUUCUUUGGUCACGGGCAGCUGCAUUAUCUUUCUGCACUGGAAGAAGAACAUGUGGCGGGAAGCACGUGCCCAGCAGUGGGUUGAGGUGAUGAGAGCCGCCAGGUUCACCUACAGCCCGCUGUUAUACUGGAUCAACAAGCGACGACACUAUGGCAUGAGUGUUGCCAUCAACACGGGCCCUCUCCCUGCUGUUGCCAAGCCUGAGACUGAAGUCCAGAAUCCAGAUUCUUCAUGCAAACUGGAUAUCCCCGAAAGCAAGAACUACCCUGUCCAACAUGACAGCCCCAAGAUUGAGGUCCCUGAUCCUCUGCAGCCCACUCUGGCGGCACACCAGCAGCCCGUAUCUUCUUUCGUGCUGCAGCCCCAGACCAACUCCCCACUUCCAUUUCUCAUCUUUAAAGAGGCACCUUGUGCACCAACCCUCUGUAGCCUACCUCCCAUCCUGAGCCACUCUGUCUCCUACCCUUUGGCCAAGCAUCCUGAGAGGAAUGUUCACUUCCAUUCCCUUCCUACACUGGCCCACGGGGCAAAGAGCUUCAGUGCCAGACCUUUUGCUGCAGAAGUGUAGCCUCCUCUCACUGGGAGGGGAAGCUAUCAGGGACAGAAUAGAAAAAUGGAGCUAACUUCAAGGAGGUGGUGUUGAUACAGAGGCCAGAGCCCAUCUGGAUGUCAUUUUGAAAGAUUAAAAAAAAAAAAAAAGCCCAAGGUUCUCUUGUGUCUCAUUUGCUGUUAGGGCAUUGUAUUUCCUCUAUUUGGCACAGGGAGUAGGGCACUUUGCAAACUAAGUUGCAAGGUCUUAUCAGAUACAAAGGAUGGCUGUGCAGAAACACAUUCAACUGGUACUUAUAGGACUCCCUAUCCCUCCAUUCAACAUUUAAGGCCAAACAGGUGGGCUAAGCCCUAGCCUAGGUCCCCAAAGACACUGCUGUUCUAUAGCACACAGCUAUGAAGGUCCACAGUGGCUGUCAAUGGCCAAACAAGUCCUGUAAUGAGACCUUUAAGCCACAGCACACUAAGGGCUUGAAUGGCUGUUAUCUAUAAGGAUUUGUAGGUAGUUGUC
This is a messenger RNA of Cavia porcellus (domestic guinea pig), 3544 nucleotides long. It is a transcript of the gene Tex38, whose product is annotated as testis expressed 38. The transcript is spliced from 2 exons. The record is from RefSeq and is a predicted model, not a curated record. NCBI's taxonomy places the organism in Eukaryota, Metazoa, Chordata, Mammalia, Rodentia, Caviidae. Bases 2414 to 3052 code for a protein of 212 amino acids.